Molecule: messenger RNA, 558 nt
Organism: Liolophura sinensis
Lineage: Eukaryota; Metazoa; Mollusca; Polyplacophora; Chitonida; Chitonidae
Product: sarcoplasmic calcium-binding protein-like
Exons: 1
Coding region: 1-558 (185 amino acids)
Molecular function (GO): calcium ion binding
Source: RefSeq, a predicted model, not a curated record
AUGGAAUUUAACAGUUUUAUGGUCAAAAAAUACCGUUCUUACUUUGGCUUCCUUGAUGUUUACCACGAGGGGUUCAUCACGAAGGCUACGUUUGAUCAGAUUUGUGAGAACCUUUGUAGAGUCUACAGCGCCAGUCCGGAAAAAGUGCGUUUGCUAAAAGCUGAGGUCCCAAAAUGGUGGGUACAUUUCCAGGAUCUUGCAGAAAAUGGAAAAGUCUCCGAACAGCGCUACAUUGAUGUGAUUCAGUCUUGUUUUUUCCUGCCCACGACGCUCAAAACUUACAGGGACAAUAUGGCCCGAGCUUUUGGAAUUAUAUUUGACAUCAUAGAUGUGGAUGGAGAUAACUACAUUUCCAUUCAAGAACUCCGUAAAUAUUACAGCGCUUUUGGAUGUACUGAUCAGAAGUUUUUGAGGAAAGUAUUUGAGGCGCUGGACAUCAACCGCAAUGGGCUGAUUUCUAAAGAGAACUACAUGGAUGUUAACGACAAAUACUUCUUCAGUAGGGAUAGUAAUUCUGGAUGUGCUUUUUUGUUUGAUUGGUCACGAAGUGGGGACUAA